AUGGCAGAGCGUGAGGCGUCGCCGUUACCACUGGAGGUUCGCGCCCGGCUGGCGGAGCUGGAGCUCGAGCUGUCAGAGGGUAAGAACAAACCCCGCGCGCACCGUUUUUCCGUUAACGUAGAGGAAUCUCUACAGUAAUGGCCCGUUCCCCCAGACCCCACUUUCUCUCCCCUGCUCCGCCCCUCCCAGAUGUUUGUCAGAGCUGCCCUCCCAGCCUGCUUUAGCCGGGACAGGGUGAGGGGAGAGCAACAGCCCACUGCGGAAUUGACCCGCCUGCCUUUGUCUCUCUGGUGGUGACACCGACACAAACCCGGUAUUUGACCUUGAGACCAUUGGGGUGUUAAGACUUGAAAUACGUUUGUUGUCCGUGCGUCCACGGGCCUGUGUGCGUGCGUGUAUGUGUUUAGGCCUAUAAGUGUGUGUCAUGCUCAAACGUAUGAAUUUAAUAAUAUCAAUGCAACACUGCGUGACAGGAUACGGUUCUGUGGUGUGUGUUCGUGAUCAGGCUCGGGCUCGGUGUUUUGGCCUGCACACUCAGCAGCUGCUGCUGCUGAUGAUGAUAAUGAUGAUGAUUUGGGUGUUUUUUUUCUGGCGACGAUUGAAUCUAAAAUAAAAUAGCCUACACCGAAUCUGUUAAAUCACAACCAAGCGGAUUCACCAAUGGAAUUCGGAGAUUAUUUUGCAGCGAGUAAUUGUCAGAUAUAUUGCGCAUUUGUCUCUGCGUUAUAUAAUGUUGACAUAUUUUAUUCAUAUACGUUGUCUGCUCUCUAUAUAUUGCUGUCAACGCUCCUGGUGUAUGUUGUGUGUGUGGUUUACAUCAUGGGCUAGCGUGUUAGGGACACACUGUUGAACGCCUAUAGCCUAAUGGUGAUGUGUUGACGUUUUUCAUUGCAGCCAGUAGCGUAUUUUUAAUGCUAUUAUUGUUGGAUCCCAAAACCAGCUGUCCCUCCAUAGGCUGUUCAUCAGAGCAGAACCAGGACAUGACAGGUACUGAUGGCGAUACAGGUGCUCUACUGGAGAUAGACAGGUGCUGGAUGUGGACAUGGAUUGAUGACUACUGACAGGGAGGUGUUAGGAUACAUCAUGGUCUUUAUCAGGUGUCGCUCUGUCAAAACAUUGUUGAUGUAGGCCCAUCACUAAAAGCUGUAUUAAAAGAUCACUUGUGGAAGCAGUCAAAGUGAGCAGACAGUACCAUUUUCUGCAGUGGUUCUGUUUUUGUCCAGCUUCUUUGGCUACACACUAUUCUCCCACCUUCCUCUCUUCCUUUCUCUGGCCCAUCGAGUGACCAGGGACAGGGACAGGGUAUGUGUGUGUGUGUGUGUGUGUGUGUGUGUGUGUGUGUGAGCCCCCUGGCCCAGCUCUGGACACGCAUGUGGAGACAGAGAGGACUCUGGGACACAGGUUUCAGCUGAAGCCCAAUCCCCUAAAUGACGUGUUGUUUGGUGUGUUGAUUGUGGUGGGGGGGGAUUUUUUUUACUAGGCCGUCUUUUGUUUUGGGGAAAGGGUAUGUUUAUGACACAUAAAGGGGUUUGGAUACGAGAUAAAAAGAAAAAAAGGAGAGUGAAAAAAGGGGGGGAGGGGGGAUCAGAGUGAAGAGGUAAAGGGGGGGGAGAGGGGUUGGGUGUGGAGGGAGGGGGGAGUUAAAAUUUUAGGAAGGGGGGGGGAAGAGGGGGUUAGAGGUGAUGAGAGGGGGGGAGGGGGUUUUGGGUUGGGGGGGGGGGGUUGGAGGUGGGGGGGGGUUUUGGGGUUGAAAGGGGAAAGGAGGGGGGUUUUGGGUUUUGGGGGGGAAAAGGGGGGGGGAUUAAAAUGUGCGGGGGAGGGGGGGGGAGGGGGGGGGGGGGGGGGGUUUUUUUUUUUUUUGGGGGGGGCCCGGGGUUUUUUUUUCUUUUUUUUGGGGGGGCGGGGGGGGGGGGUUUUGGGGUUUUGGGGGGGUUUUUUUGGGUUUGGGGGUGGCGGGGGGGGGGGGGGGGGGGGGUUUGGCGUGUGGGGGGGGGGGGGGGGUCUGGGGGUGGGGGGGGGGGGGUUUUUGAUGCUGGGGGGGGAGGGGGGUUUUUAUUUUUUUUUUUUUGGGAAAAUUAAAAGGGGGGGGAAAUUUAAAAAUGGAAAAAAAAAAAAAAAAAAAAAUAUUUCCCAAAAUUUUAGGGGGGGGGAAAAAGUUUCAAUGAAGGAAAAAUUUUGGAUUUCAUAAAAAAGGGAAAUUCCCGGCCCAAAAAAAAUAACUUUUUUUUAACGGGUUUUUAAAACAAUUUGGGAAAAGGCUUUAUAAAUUUCCCCCUUGUUUUUUUGAAAGUUAAAAAGCGUGGAUUUUAAUAAUUUUUGAAGAAAAGAAAAGAAAGGAGAUCAGAGGGGGCCCAAAAAUGUUUUGAACUCUGUAUUUUUAGUGGGUAUUCAACCCCCCACACACCACACAAACACAACCCAAAGGCAGGUAUCAUUAGUUAGCCCCUUUUUACAUCUGACGUUGAAAACCAAAUGGGCCCCCAGGCCUUCCAGGAAAUGGUUUUUAGGAAUCCCCCCUCCCCGCCGCUGCGUGGGGGGGGGGGGGAAAAUGGGGUCUCCCUUGGACUGAGUGUGUGUGUGGUGUGUUUGGUGUGUGUGUGUGUGUUGUGUGGGUGUUUGCACGUGUGCAGCGUGUUAUGUUUGGGGUUGUGAGGGGUUUUUGUUGUUUGUUGUGGUUUGUCAAAAACAGAAAGCCCCAUGCGUUUUUGAUCUGGAAAGGCCUCAGAUAAAAAAAAACCACACAGCUGAAAAAAGCGAGAACGAUGAGCAGAUUGGACCCAAAUGUUCGGGGUCCUCAAUUUGUGAAACACAUUUUCUUUCCGCUUUAUUCUUGUCUCUCUCUCCCCUUUUCCCCAUAUUUUCCUUGUUUUCUUUUCUCUCUUCUCAUUUCUCGCUUGUCCUUUUUCUGCCUUUUUUGUUCUCUAUUUCUCUGUCUCCUUUCCCCCGAACCUUUUUUGUUCCCUUUGUCUCUUCUUUCCCCCCCCCCCCCCCCAAACACACACAUACUUACAUACAAACACUCGCUCUCUCACACACACUCACUGUGUGUGAAUUUUUUCUAUCUCUCUCGCUCGCUCUCUCUCUCUCUCUCUCUCUCUCACACACACACACACACACACACACUUUCAGACACCCACUCUCUCUCUCUCUUAAAACACACACACACACUGUAAAAGGGUUAACUGAUACUCUUACACUCAAAACAACCUCUCUCUCACCCCCCCCCCCCCCCCCCCCUCUCUCCCUCUCUCUAUCCCCCCCUCUCUCUGCUAGGUGACAUCACACAGAAGGGUUAUGAGAAGAAGCGGUCUAAGCUGAUCAGGGCGUACGUUCCUCAUCCUGGAGGUACAUUAAUACACAGUCCGUCCUCUAGUAGAACACCUCUAUGCAGCACAUCUAUUCUAGACCCACUGGGUUUAACCCUCCUUCUUUAAUCCCUGGCUCUCUCUCACUCUGGGUCACAAGAUACUCUGUAUUACUCCCAAUACUCUCAAUGUAGCAGCAUAUUCAAUAUGCUGAAAGCUCCUUCCACACUGAGAGUGUUUGGUGAUUUUUGUAUCUUUCUCUGUCUGUGGCUUGGAUUGUAUCUUUUUGACUCGCUCAAUCAUUUUCUGUGUGUUUUUCUCUGUGUGUGUGCUUGUCUCUGUGUGUGUGCUUGUCUCUAUGUGUGUGCUUGUGUGUGUGUGCUUUUCUCUGUGUAGGAAUGGAGGGUAUGUCCCACCACCCCCUCUUCGGCCCCCCGUCUGCUGCUCGCUUCCACAGACGGCGCUCUUCUGGAACACGCGAUGAACGCUAUCGUUCAGGUACACACACACACACAAACACACACACACACACACCUUAACUACAGAUAAGGUGCUGAACGUCACCUUAGAACAGAGUCAUUCUAACUGUUGGUAGACUCACCUUUAGAUUGACCUUUCAUUAGUCAACAUAUAGAUAGAAGUGUUUUGAUUAAAUUGACUAAUACAAUUCCUCUCUCUCCAACACCAUAUCACCCCCCAGACGUCCACAGUGAGGCGGUACAGGCAGUGUUAGCCAGACAUGUGGAGAGCAAGGUGGCAGUGCCCAUGCCCUCCAAACGACGAUCGCUGGUGGUACAGACAUCCAUGGACGCCUACACACCCCCAGGUGAGACACACACACACAUAUCAGGUUAUGAUAUGAUUAUGUUAGUGUUAUGCUGUAGUUGUGUUGUAUGAAGGUUGUAUGAAGGCUACUGACCCUCACUAGGCCUGUCCUCAUUCUCUUAAACGGUUAAGUUCUAUUAAGGUUGUAGUAAUGUUAGUUAUAUGCUAUGCUACGCAGUUAUGUUGAAUGAAGACUACUGACCCUCACUAGGCCCGUCUUCAUGGUCAGAUAGGGUUGGGGUUAGGUUGUGUUUUGGUUAGCUAUGGGCUGCAGUUAUGUUGUAUGAAGGUUGUAUGAAGGUUACUGACCCUCACUAGGACUGUCCCCACUGUGCUCAGACUCUUCGUCGGGCUCGGAGGAAGAGGCGGGGCCAGGUGAUGACAUGCCGGGGAUGGAACAUUGGAUGACUCGCCCCGCCCACUUAGGUCCAGCUCACCUAGGCUCCACCUCCUCGUCCUCCUCGUCCACUCAGAGCGGCGGCAGCGGCAACGCAGGACGACUGGCUGACUCGCUCGCACACGCCCACCUCUCACACCCACACCUCUCACACCCACACCUGACCCAGUCACACCACGUGUCAGCUCACCACUCACAAACACACCACGGUGAGUACAACUUCACUUUGCUUUUUUGUGUAACAGUGUGUGUGUGUGUGUGUUUACAUCUAAUUUGUGUUUGUAUGUGUGUGUCUGCAGGUAUAGGGCACCUGUCUCUGAAGCGUAAGCCAGCUCUGGGUGUGGCGGAGAACGGGGCUCUUCGAAACCGGGGAGUUGGGUUUGAUAUGGUGGGGUAAAAAAUGGAGUUGACGGUAGUAGAAAAAAAAAAAAAAAAAAACAAACCAAAAAAAAAAGGGAAAAACAAAAAGAACAAAUUUUAAAAAGUUUCCAAAUUUUUAAAUUAUUAUUUAUUAAUACUAAUAAUAUAAAACAAAAAUUUUUUAAAAACCCAAAAAAAUUUAAUUUUAAAAAAAAUUAUUUUAUAACCCCUUUAAAUUUAAAACUUUAAAAUUUUAUUUGGGUCUCUUAUUUUUUUUUGGUUUUUUCUAAACUUUUUUAUUUUCUAAGGGUUUUUUUAUGCUUCUUUCUCGUAGCUUCCUGCAUUAGCUGCUUCUUUGCUUUUCCCGCUUCUCUAUCUUCUUCUUUUUUCUCUCUUUUCUCUCUCUUCUCUCUCCCCUUUCUUCUCUCCUUCUUCUCUCCCUUUCUUCCUCUUCCCCCUUUUUUUCUUCCUUUCUCUCUCUUUUCUCCCUCUUCUCCCUCUUUCUCUCUCUUCCUUUUCUCUCUCCUCUCUCUCUCCCCCUUUUUCCUCCUCUUCUUCUCUCUCUCUCUCCCCUCUCUCUCUCUCCUCUUCUCUCUCUCUCUCUCUCUUCUCUCUCUUUUCCCUCCUCCUAUUAUGGGUCUCAUCGUCCUCCCUCCCCCCCCCUCCCCCUCGGGGCCCAAAAGGCCCCCCGAAACACCCCCGAAGUACGGCCCCAACCCAACCGGGGGGACUGGGGGGGGCCCCCCGGCAGGUCGGGGGUUCUGCCCUAGCCAGCCGUAGUGAAAAAAUCUGAAAAUGCCCGUGACCUCCGCUCAGAGAGCUUUGUUGAGACUUUUAAGAACUUUAGAAGGGAGGAGCUAUCAACCAAAAAUCGUUUUCAAUAAAUGAAAUUAAGUAGGCUAUCUGAAGGGGAGUGAAAGGUUUGCAUUAACUUUAGUGUGGUAAGGGUUUUACUUGCAAGUUUAAAAAAAAAAAUAUUUUUCUCUGUUCCCGUUUGUCCUGUCUGGUUUUGUCUCUGUUUUUGUCUUGUCUUUCUGUUCUGUUCUGGUUGUGUCUGGUCUGUGUCUCUGUUUUUCCCGUCUUUGGUAUGUGUUUUGUGUCGGUCGGUGGGCUGUGUUUGUCUCUUUUUUCUGUGUUGUGUCUGGUUUGUUUUGUCUCUUGUCUGGUUGUGCUGUGUCUUUUUCUUGUCUCUGUCUCUGUCUCUGUCUCUCUCUCUCUCUGUGUCUCUCUCUCUCUCUGUCUCUGUCUCUGUCUCUGGUUCUGUCUCUGUCUAUGUCUUUGUCUUUGUCUUUGUCUCUGUCUUUGUCUCUGUAGUCCAGCAACCAGAUCCCAAGCAGCGCCGUCCGGAGGGGGCAGAGAUGUUAGCAGUGAGUGGAGAGGCCCUGGGGGUGGUGACUAACUGGCCCCCCUCCCUGGAGGCUGCUCUCCAACGCUGGGGCACAAUUAGCCCUAAAGCCCCCUGUCUCACCAGCCUGGACAACACUGGCAAACCUCUAUAUGUACUCACAUACGGUAACUACACACACACAGAGUCACACACACAUACAUACAUCACAGGAGGCUGGUGAGGGGAGGACGGCUCAUAAUAAUGGCUGGAAUGGAGUGAAUGGAAUGGCAUCAAACACAUGGAAACCAUGUUUUUGAUGUAUUUGAUACCGUUCCACUGAUUCCGCCCCCAGCCAUUACCACAAGCCCGUCCUCCCCAAUUGAAGGUGCCACCAACCUCCUGUGACACAUAUACACACACCACACAAACACACCGCACACACACACAGCCACACAGUCACGCCACACAAACACUCACUCAGCCCUGUGUUGUGUCCAUAGGGAAGCUAUGGUCUCGAAGUGUCAAGCUGGCCUUUAACAUCCUCCACAAGCUUGGCAGCAAGCAGGAGCCCAUGGUGCGACCAGGGGACAGGGUGAGUACAUAUAGAAGAUCCAUCCCUCUAAUAACAUAACACAAAACACUGUAUUUGUGCUAGUUAUGUUAUUAAUAAUGGAUAUCAGAAUUAAGGACAAGACGGAUUGUAAUAUUUUCUCCCUGCCUGUGUUCCUCCGAUCCCCUAGGUGGCACUGGUGUUUCCUAACAAUGACCCGGUGGCUUUCAUGGUGGCCUUCUACGGCUGCCUGCUGGCUGAGGUGGUCCCUGUACCCAUAGAGGUGCCCCUCACACGCAAGGUACGUCUACAUACAUCUGGGUGUGGGGAAAAAUGAAUAGUCAGGGGUCCAAGCACAGAGCCCUGGGAACACCUUAUUUCAUUGACAUACUGUAUGUUGUGUUGUAUAAGCAAUAAGCACAUAUUGGGCUCCCGAGUGGCGCAGUGGUCUAAGGCACUGCAUCUCAGUGCUUGAGGCGUCACUACAGACCCCCUGGUUCGAUUCCUGGCGGUAUCACAACCGGCCGUGAUUGGGAGUCCCAUAGGGCGGUGCCGGUGUAGGCCGUCAUUGUAAAUAAGAAUUUGUUCUUAACUAACUUGCCUAGUUCAAUUAAGGUUAAAUACAAUAAAUAUGUAUAGGAGUUUUUGUGUUGGACAUGAACGUGUCUGUCUUGUCCAAUAGGAUGCUGGCAAGCCAGCAGAUCGGGUUCCUAUUGGGUAGCUGUGGGGUUACCGUGGCGCUGACCAGUGAUGCUUGCCAUAAAGGCCUGCCCAAGAGUGCUACAGGAGAGAUACCACAGUUCAGAGGUAAGUGAAUGUGUGCGUGCAUGUACAUGUGUUCUAAGAAUCUAGUUCCUAAACAGUGUAUGAAUGCAGCCAAAUGAUUGUCUCUCUCUCUCGCUCUAGGGUGGCCUAAGUUGCUGUGGUUUGUGACUGAGUCGAAGCAUCUCUCCAAGCCUCCCAGAGACUGGUUCCCUCACAUCAAAGAUGCAAACAGCGACACAGCAUAUAUAGAGGUAACACAGUCAUUACAUUUCCAUUACAAAGAUAACUUGUUAUGUAAAUCAAUCCAAAUUGCUUUAGCAAAAACCUAAGGGGUUUUUAAUGUACAGUGUAUUCGGAAAGUAUUACAUUUACAUUUACAUUUACGUCAUUUAUUGAAGGACCUUUGGCAGCCUCAAGUCUUCUUGGGUAUGACGCUACAAGCUUGACACACCUGUAUUUGGGGAGUUUCUCCCAUUCUUCUCUGCAGAUCCUCUCAAGUUCUGUCAGGUUGGAUGGGGAGCGUCGCUGCACAGCUAUUUUCAGGUCUCUCUAGAGAUGUUCGAUUGAGUUCAAGUCCGGGCUCUGGCUGGGCCGCUCCAGGACAUUCAGAGACUUGUCCCGAAGCCACUCCUACAUUGUCUUGUCGCCCCAGUCUGAGGUCCUGAGCGCUCUGGAGCAGGUUUUCAUCAAGGAUCUCUCUGUACUUUGCUCCGUUCAUCUUUCCCUCGAUCCUGACUAGUCUCCCAGUCCCUGCCGCUGAAAAACAUCCCCACUGCAUGAUGCUGCAACCACCAUGCUUCACCGUAGGGAUGGUGCCAGGUUUCCUCCAGACGUGACGCUUGGCAUUCAGGCCAAGAAUCUUGUUUCUCAUGGUCUGAGAGUCUUUAGGUGCCUUUUGGCAAACUCCAAGCGGGCUGUCAUGUGUGUUUUACUGAGGAGUGGCUUCCGUCUGGCCACUCUACCAUAAAGGCCUGACUGGUGGAGUGCUGCAGAGAUGGUUGUCCUUCUGAAAGAUUCUCCCAUCUCCACAGAGGAACUCUGGAGCUCUGUCAGAGUGACCAUCGGGUUCUUGGUCACCUCCCUGACCAAGGCCCUUCUCCCCCGAUUGUUCAGUUUGGCUGGGUGGCCAGCUCCAGGAAGAGUGUUGGUGGUUCCAAACUUCUUCCAUUUAAGAAUGAUGGAGGCCACUGUGUUCUUGGGGACCUUCAAUGCUGCAGGCAUUUUUUGGUACCCUUCCCCAGAUCUGUGCCUCAACACAAUCCUGCCUUUGAGCUCUACGGAUAAUUCCUUCGACCUCAUGGCUUGGUUUUUGCUCUGACAUCCACUGUCAACUGUGGGACCUUAUAUACACAGGUGUGUGCCAAUCAAUUGAAUUUACCACAGGUGUACUCCAAUGAAGUUGUAAAAACGUCUCAAGGAUGAUCAAUGGAAACAAGAUGCACCUGUGCUCAAUUUCGAGUCUCAUAGCAAAGGGUCUGAAUACUUAUGUAAAUAAGUUAUUUCUGUUUUUUAUAUGUAAUAAAUUAGCAACAUUUUUGAAAAGCCUUUUUUCGCUAUUGAUCGUUAUGGGGAAUUGUGUGUCUCUGUGUCUGUCUCUCUCUCUCUCUCUCUAAACUACCUCUCUAUCUUCGCUAACACGCGAAACCAUCGAAAUAAUCAGAUGCUGUGACUAAGAGCGAGCGAUAUAGAGCGGAUAGACGCGCGCGGCAGCUCUCUCGCGAACUCGAGCGUGCAGGAUAGCUCGUAGAUCGACUCUCUCUCUCGAUUCGCUCGCGCUCGUCUCUCUCUAUCUGAUAUAUCUAUCUCUGCUCUCUUCUCUGCUCUCUCUCUCUAUCAUCGCUCACUCGAUCGAGAUCUCUUCUCAUUCUCUCUCAUCAGACUGUAUAUUUCUCUAUCCUCUCGAUCGCUUAUCUCUAUCUAUCUUCUCUCAGCCUUUUCUAUCUUCUCUCUCUCUAUAACUCCACUAUCUCUAUCUCUCUCUCUCACUACUCUCUCACCAGACAAAACGUGUAAGAUGGGAGUUUCUGGGAGUGACGGUGAUGAGGAUCGCUCUGCUAACUCACUGCCAAGCCCUCACACAGUCCUGUGGCUACACAGAAGGUAAGACACACACUCUACACACACACACACACACACUCUCUCACACACACACAGUUACACACUGCCAGGUAAUCUCUCUCUCUCUCUCUCUCUCUCUCUCUCUCUCUCUCUCUCUCUCUCUCUCUCUCUCUCUCUAUCUCUCUCUCUCUCUUCUCUCUCUCUCUUUGGCUUCAGUGAUCUCAUGACAUCUAUCUCUCUUUGUCUCCUUCCUGCUCUUGCUCCACCACUCCCUUCUACCCCCUCUCCCCUCUGUCUCUCUGCAGCGGAGACCAUAGUGAAUGUUCUAGACUUUAAGAAGGAUGUGGGACUGUGGCACGGCAUCCUCACGGUAAGACCUGCUACUAGAGGUCAGGUGUCAGGGAAAGUAUGAUAAGGUGUUAAGGGUUAGAGGUUAAAGGUUAUGUGUGUCUCCUAUCUCCAGAGCGUGAUGAAUAUGAUGCAUGUGAUCAGUGUUCCCUACUCUCUGAUGAAGGUCAACCCGUUGUCCUGGAUACAAAAGGUCUACCACUUUAAAGGUCAGACACACCCACCUGUCAAUCAACUGCUCAAUAUUAAAUGAAUAUGUCAAUCUACAAGACAUUCUUGUGAAGUCAUAUGUCAAUCAUUCAGGCAGUAUAUGAUCUCAACUUUGUGUUAACACUGAUGUCAACACUGUGUGUGUGUCUCUCCAGCCAAGGUAGCGUGUGUAAAGUCCAGGGACAUGCACUGGGCUCUGGUGGCCCACAGAGAGCAGAAGGACAUCAGCCUGAGUUCCCUCCGGAUGCUGCUGGUCGCCGACGGAUCUAACCCCUGUAACUCUACUUCCUAUCUAUCAAGCUAUGUUUCUCCUAGUCCUCUAUGGUUCUCUUAGUCCUCUCUGUUUCUCCGAGCCCUCUCUAUGUUUCUCCUAGUCCUCUAUAUGUUUCUCCUAGACCUCUCUAUGUUUCUCCUAGUCCUCUCUAUGUUUCUCCUAGUCCUCUCUAUGUUUCUCCUAGUCCUCUCUCUGUUUCUCCUAGUCCUCUCUAUGUUUCUCUUAGUCCUCUCUAUGUUUCUCCUAGUUCUCUCUAUAUUUCUAAUAGCCUCUCUAUGUUUCUCCUAGCCCUCUCUAUGUUUCUCCAAGCCCUCUCUAUGUUUCUUCUAGUCCUCUCUAUGUUUCUCUUAGUCCUCUAUGUUUCUCCUACUCCGCUCUAUGUUUUUCCUAGCCCUCUCUAAGUUUCUCCUAGUCCUCUCCAUGUUUCUCCUAGCCCUCUCUUUGUUUUCUCCUAUAGCCAUCUAAUGUUUCUCCCUAGCCCUCACUUCUGUCUCAUAGUCCUCUCUAUGUUUCUCAUAGUCCUCUCUAUAUUUCUCCUAGACCUCUCUAUGUUUCUCCUAGUCCUCUCUAUGUUUCUCCUAGACCUCUCUAUGUUUCUCCUAGUCCUCUCUAUGUUUCUCCUAUCAUCUCUAUGUUUCUCCUAGUCCUCUCUAUGUUUCUCCUAGUCCUCUCUAUGUUUCGCCUAGCCCUCUCUAUGUUUCUCCUAGCCCUCUCUAUGGUUCACCUAGCUCUCUCGGUUUCUCAUAGUCCUCUCUAUGUUUCUCCUAGUCCUCUCUAUGUUUCUCCUAGUCCUCUCUAUGUUUCUCCUAGCCCUCUCUAUGUUUCUCCUAGUCCUCUCUAUGUUUCUCCUAGCCCUCUCUAUGUUUCUCCUAGUCCUCUCUAUGUUUCUCCUAGUCCUCUCUAUGUUUCUCUAGUCCUCUCAAUGUUUCUCCUAGUCCUCUCUAUGUUUCUCCUAGUCUCUCUUUUCUACUCUUCCUUUCUCUUCUCUCCUCUCCUUCUCUCAUCCCUCUCUCCUCUCCUCCUCCAGGGUCUAUCUCGUCCUGUGAUGCGUUCCUCAAUGUGUUCCAGAGGUAAAGGCCUUGAGUCAGAGGUUCUCUGUCCCUGUGGCCAGCUCCCCGAGGGCACUGCCGUUGCCAUUUAGGAGGGUUAGGGCUCCGUCAACACAUCCCAUGACUAAGCACACACCACACACAACACACACACACACACACACACACAUCAUCAGCAGCAGCAUUCAUUCUUGGUCGAUCUUCGAGGAACAGGCUCAAUAUUUUGUUGGUUUGGAAAAGGAUUCUGUCUAAGUUAAGAGGCUGAGGGCACACUACCAUCAUCAUUAGUGUGAUAGACUUCUUAGAUCUUCCUUUUUCUCCAUCACUCUCUGAUCCAGGCCUGUGGAGGACAGUAGCCAGCCCCCAGGCCGAGGUGUUAUCUCCAUGCAGGGUCUGAGUUACAGUUUGGUCGCGUCGACCGGAGAGGAACGAUGUCGUCCUCACUGGCAGGACAGGAGUGGGCACUGUUAUGCCUGGAGGGAGGGGUGUGUGGUUAGGCCUGCUCUCUUUUCAGCCUGCAGUUUUGCAGUGUGUGUGUUAUCUCCCCAGCCCUGGUUGUGUGGUGAAGCCAGAGUGUGUGUGUGAUGUGUUCGCUCCCCAGACCUGGUGUGUGUGGUGAAGCCAGCAGAUGUGUGGUGUUCUCUCCCCAGCCUGGCUGUGUGUGGUUUGAAGCCAGACGGUGUUGUUUGUUGGUGUGUGUUUCUCCCCAGCCCUCGGUUGUUUUGGUGAAGCCAGACGGUGUGUGUGUCUUCCCCAGCCCUGGUGUGUUUGGUGAAGCCAGACAGUGUGGGUGGUGUGUGUGUGUUUCUCUCCCCAGCCCUGGUGUGUGUGUGAAGCCAGACGGUGUGUGGUGGUUCUGCCCCAGCCCUGGUGUGUGGGUGAAGCCAGACGGGUGAGGUGUGUGUUCUCUCCCCACCUGGUGUGUGUGGUGAAGCAAGACGGCCGUGUGUGUGUGUUCUGUCCCAGCCCUGUGUGUGUGGUGAGCCAGGACAGUGUGUGUGUGUGUGUUCUCUCCCCCAGGCCCUGACCUGUGGUGGUGAAGCCAGACGGUGGUGUGUGUGUGUUAUGUCCCAGCCAUGGUGUGCUGUGGUGAAGCAGACGGUUUGUGUGUGUGGUUCUGUCACAAGCCUGGUGUUGUUGGUGAGCCAGACGGGUGUGUGUGUGUGUGUUCUCUCCACACUGGUUGUGGUGGUGAAGACAGACGGUGUUGUGUGUGUGGUCGGUCCCCAGCCCUGGUUGUGUGUGGUGAAGCCAGCCAGACGGUUUGGGGUGUGUGUUCUAUCCCAAGCCCUGGGGUGUGGGUGAAAGCCCAGCGGUGUGCUGGCAUAUCCUAGUAAGACACAGAUGAGAUCGGGGAGAGUGUGUGUGUUCCGUCGCCGGGACUUCCUACUACGGACUGACAAGUGACAAGAACACCUUCGAGGUGAGGACAAGUAGACAUACAUUAAUGAGACAGCAUGUUUUGUUACAAUGUGGUUGGGGUUGUUGUUUAUGACAUUAUAAUAGUGUGAUAAAUGUGGGGGGAUAAUGUGUGUGCGGUGUGGGGUAUGUGUGUGCGUGUGUGGGUGUGUGUAUGUGUGUGUGUGUGUGUGUGUGUGUGGGUGUGUGUGUGUUGGUGGUGUGUGUGUGGGUGGUGUGUGUGUGUGGUGUGUGUGUGAGGCUGUGUGUAUAGGUGUUCCUUGUAGCGUCGGUGGAGGUUAUGGUCAGUGGUUGCGUUGUCCGUACGGGCAUGCUGGCGUCGUGGGUCCGGUGGCAGGUGGUCUGUGUUAUUCUGGGCAAGAGGGAUGGCCUCAUGUGGUCAGCGGACGCAGACAUAAUGCUGAUGAAUAUAGCCACCGCACUGGCCGUGGAGCCAAUGAAAUGUUACGGGGGAGGUAGCAACCGUGCAAAGACACUCCUAAAUGACAGAGCCCACAUGUUCUGGUCAAAGUAGUGCACUCCUGGGAAUACUAUCUCCCCCGGUACUACUGUAUCUGCAUGUAAAAAUAUGGGCAAUACUGAUACUACCAUAACCAUCUAAUUCUGUCUGCCUGUCUGCAUGUAUGCCUGUCGCCUGUCUGUCUGUCUGUUCUGUUCUGCCUCCUGUUGACCUGUCUGCCUGUUGCCUGUCUGCCUGACCUGUCUGUCUGUCUGUCUGUCUGUAUGUCUUCUGUCUGUUGUCUGUCUGUCUGGUCUGUAGCCUGCCUGCCUGCCUGCAGACUGCCUGCCUGCCUGCCUGCAUGCAUGCCUGCCUGCCUGUCUGUCUGCCUGCAUGCCUGCAUGCCUGCCUGCAUGCCUGCCUGUCUGCCUGUCGCCGGAUAGACAGGGUUCAGGUGACCGUGCUGCGUGAUGAGCGUAUCGUGGUCGUAGCGGAGUCAGAGACCAGCUCUACUGAGGAGGACAGCUUCCGUGGAUGAGCCGCGUGCUUCAGGUAACACCACCACAACACACCACAGUACGACCAAAUGCCAGGUAACACCACCGCAACACGACACAGUUAAGACCAGAAUGCAGGGUACACCACCACAACCAACGACCACCAGUACGGACCAUAAUGAGAGGUAACACACCAAACACGACCACCAGUACGGACCAUAAUUGCAGUUAGGGUAACACCACCGAAACACGACCACAGCUCGACCAUAAGCAGGUGGUUAACACACCACAAACGAACCACAGUGACGACCAUAAUGCAGGAACACCACCGCAACACGACCCCACCACAUUACGACCAUAAUGCAGGUAAAACCACCGCACAACACGACCACAGUACGACCAUAAUGCAGGUAACACCACGCAACACGACCACAGUACGACCAUAAUGCAAGGUAACCACCACCGCAACACGACCACAGUACGACCAUAAUGCAGGUUGGAACACCACGCAAACAUGACCACAGACGAACAUAAUGCAGGUAAACAACACCGCAAAACACGACCACAGUACGGACCAUAAUGCAGGUAACACCACGCAACACGACCACAGUACGACCAUAAUGCAUGGUAACACCACCGGACAACACGACCACAGUACGACACAAUUGCGGGUAAACACCAACCACAACACGACCACAGUACGACAUAAUUGCAGGUAAACACCACCGCAAAACGACCACCAGUCAGUAUGACCAUAAUGCAGUAAACACCCACCGACAACACGACCAUCAGUACGACAAUUUAAUUGCAGGUAACACCACGCAACCCGGACACAGACGACCAUAAUGCAGGUAACACCACCGCAACACGGGACACAGACGACAAAAUGCAGGGUAAAACCACCGAAACACGCCCACGUACGGGAACCAUAAUGCAGGUAACACCACCGCAACACGACCACGUCGACCAUAAUGCAGGUAAAACACCACCGCAACAUGACCACAGUACGACCAUUAAUGCAGGUAACACCAACGCAACACGACCACAGUAGAACAUAAUGCCAAGGUAAACACACCGCAACACGACCACAGUACGGACCAUAAUGGCAGGAACACCACCGCACACGACCACAGUACGACCAUAAUGAAAGGGUGUACACCCGCAACACGACCACGUACGGACCAUAAUGCAGGUACACCACACACAACACGACCCCACAGUAGACCAUAAUGCAGGUAACACCACCACACACGACCACAGUACGAAAAUGAAUGCAGGGUAACACCACCGCAACACGACCCAGACGACCAUACUGCAGGUAAACAACACCGCAAACACGACACCAGUUACGACCAUAAUGCAGGUCACACCCACAAACAACACGACCACAGUUAAGACCCUAAGGCCGGUAACACCACCAAAAAACACGACCACAGUACGACAUAAUGCAGGUAACACCACCGCAACACGACCACAGUACGACCAUAAUGCAGGUAACACCACCGCAACACGACCACAGUACGACCAUAAUGCAGGUAGGUAAACAACCACCACAACACGACCACAGUACGACCAAAUGCAGGGUAACACCACCGCAACACGACACAGUACGACCAAAUGCAGGUGGUAACACCACCGCAACACGACCACAGUACGACCAUUAAUGCAGGUAACACCACCGCAACACGACACACAGGACGAACCAUUAAUGCAAACCAGGACGGUGUUAAAAAUGUGUGUUGCAAUACGCUUCUAAAAUGUUGCAAUAAGCUAUACAGUGUAAUGUUGCAAUAGGCUAUACAGUGUAAUGUUGCAAUAAGCUAUACAGUGUAAUGUUGCAAUAAGCUAUACAGUGUAAUGUUGCAAUAAGACUAUACAGGUAACUGUAAUGUUGCCAAUAAGAUAUACAGUGUACUGUGAAUAAGCUAUACAGUGUUGUAAUGUUGCAAUAAGUAUACAGUGUAAGGUUGCAAUUAAGUGAUACGUGUAAUGUUGGCAAUAAAGCUAUACAGUGUAUGUUUUUUCGAGUCAAUUCGAUUGACUUUUUUCUACCUUGCACCUGGGAAAUUGUUAGAGGUUUUUCAUGAUCUCUUGUCUUCUCCCCUGUGUGUGUGUGUGUGUGUGUGUGUGUGUGUGAUGUGUGUGUGUGUGGGUGUGUGUGUGUGUGUUGUGUGUGAUUGAAGGCAAUUAGGACAGUAUCCAUGGUGUGGGUGUGGGUUCUGCCUGGGGUUAGUUCCUGCCAACACCCUCCCUAAGACCCCCCUGGGGGGUAUACACCGUUGAGAACCAAACAGCUGUAACCUGGGGGGGGGUUGCAUCCUGUAACGUCCUAUGUGUCUCACACCUGUUACCAACCUGCCAAACCACGACAGAAACAACAAGGGGAGAAGGGAUCGCGUGAGGGAGGUCGGAUCGCGGACUGGAGGAGGAUACUAGCUCUCCGACGAGAUGAGCGAGAGCGCGCGAGACUUGACGAAGAGAUAUUCCCCCGAGGGACGGAGCGUAAGUGGAUUGUUAUUUAUGAUGGUAGCGGGCCGCGGGAGGCCCCUUGACUCCCUAUUCUGACUUGAGUCGACGACGUAUUAAAGAUGACUUAAGUCUGACUUUUCAGCUGCUCACACUUCCCGGGGCUUUGUGCUGAUCCGCCAUCGAUGGGUCUUGAUAUGAUGGCAGCUGAGGGCGAGAGAAGCCGCGACAGAAUUGUUUUCCGACGAGCAGACGUGAUACCCUGUUCACUUUUUCCCGACGGUCAUGGCGUCUCCUCCCAGUAGACCUUUUGAGGUCCGAAUCCGAUUUCCGGAGAGAGAUAUUCUUAGGUCUUGUGGAUGAUGGCUUAGAGUUGUUCUUUCGGUCGUGCGCCGAGUGCGUGGCGACGAGGGCGAUGGAAUUUCGCCGUUAGGGUGGGUGGUGUGACUGGCUGGCAUUACCCCGCCGGACUGAUGUUCGGGUUGCCUCUGAGCCGGAUCGCUAUUCCUUGGAUCUGACUCUCGAGUGGAAUUCUAUGCGAGAGUCGCGCGAUUGUGUCUAUCCAACGCUCUGAGGAUAUCCUCGACUCGGAUUUUGCGCCCCUGAAUGAUACAACCUGAGCGCCCUCGGAUGCACAACCGAGGAUCUUGACGAGGGUCCCGUCUUUGGCGAGAGAUCUACCUGAGACGGGGACUUAGGUCUUGAGCGCUGGACGCUUGCGAACUCGCGUUGCAGUACUCUAUUGACGUGUGCGAAAUGACGGUCCGAUCGAAUAAGGUGAGUGGGGGGCUGAUCGUCAAAGGACUUAUGGGCCCUUGACCCGGACGGUUGACUUUUCCGGGUACUUCACUUCGACCCCACUCGUUGAGAUGGGGGACUUCUUUUCAGGUGCGAGCUACCUCCGGACAAGAUUUUGUCCUGCCUUUCGAGGGCUUUUCCCUCGUGAGCUCUGGGUAAUAGACAGGACGUGGGAUACUUUAUUUUGUGACCCCCCUUGUUCCUGGGAACCAUCUUAGUUUUUGCAUGCAUCUCUUCCUCUCGGCUUUGUCGGCGACCGUCGGCGAAGGUUUUUCCCCCGAGAGACGAGAGAGAGAGAGCUUGAGACCGAGGAGACGAUGACCACAUUCCUUGUUUUCAUCCGGUGGUAUAGGAUAUCCGAGCACCUUACUUCGGUCCCGAUGAACAAUGAGGUGAGACGGUUUGAGGAUGGGUUGGUACGAUUGUGUCACCCAUCGACCAUAUGAUGUGUCAAGAGGAUCUGGACGAGGAUGAAUUUUCGAACUUUCUGGGCAUUAUGUGUUGAUGAGAUUUCUGUGUCCUGGGAGACCGUAUUCCGAGACCUCUCGAGUGGGAGGUGGGUUUUUUUACCCGUAAGAUGUUUUAGCGACUGUUGUUUGAUCCUCGCGGUCUCUUCCGACAGUACGUGAUCUCCAACCUCGAGAGGGCGAGCGGAGCUAGAGUGAUGAAUGUCGAGAGACUCGGAGAUGAGAUGGAGAGAGGAGAUUGCCCGGUGACUGAGUAGGAGCGAUGCGAAUGACAGGAGAGAGAGAGAGUGAGAGCGUGAUUACGGGAGAGACGAGGAGAGAGAGGAGGCAGAGAAUAGAGAGAGGACGAGUUAGAGAGGAGAGAGAGAGAGAGGGAAUUAGAGAGAAUUAGGAGAGAGAGGCGACGGAGUUAGAGAGAGAGACGGAGGUUAGAGAGAGGGAGGGAGUUCGAGAGAGGUAGGGAGUUUAGGAGAGAGAGGGAGUUAGAGAGAGAGAGGAGUUGAUGCUCGUUUUAGCAGAGCGAUUUAGUAAGAUGACAAGCAACUUGCGGAAACUGACGAACAUAGUAGAGCUCUUAUAGCCUCUCAAGCUUGCUUGUUGUAUAUGGCAUUCAAAUAAAUGUAUUGGACGUGUCCUGACCUCGGGUGUGUGUGUGUUGUAGAGAUUGGUCCUUGGCCUGCUGUGAUGGUGGGGAACUGGUUCUGGAAGAGGAUCGCUAUGGCCAGCGGCAGAAGAGACUGGGGCAGGACUGAGACAAUGACCAGGUAACACACAUAUCUUCCCCUCGACAAAACAGAGGAUUUUAAAAGGGGUUUUUUUAAAAAUUGAGGGGGAAUUUUUUUUUUACAGCGUCUGUGGGAUACUUUUUGUGUGCCCUGUAGUUCCUGUUCCCUGUCCAGAGGUGGCAGGGGAGAUUCAGACACGCCGAAAACCACCUCACACAGGUAGCCCCCGGGAACACCACAAAAAACCCACAAACAAAAAAACAACACGCAGACAAAAAAACAACAACCCAUGGAUUUGAAGGGACGGGAUGGACCGGGAUGCCUUGGUUUUGAGGGAAACCCCCCAACCCCCCCCAAACCUUCACUCCCCACUAAUUCAAUUCAAUUAAGAAGGGGGGAAGGAGGGGGGGAAAAAUAUUUUAACACUUCCUUUUUGGGGGGAGGGGGGAAGGAGAGGGAGGGAGGGGGGGAAAAGGGGAGAAGGGGAGAGAGAGAAAAGAGGGAGGAAAGAGGGGAGAGAGGGAGGGGGGGAGAGGGGGGGGAAGGGGGGGAGGGGGGGAGGGAAAAAGAAGAAGAAAAGGGAAAGGGAAAGGGGAAAAAAAAUUUUAAAAGAAAAGGAAAAGAAAAACAAAAAGAUCCACUUUUCUCUCUCUUUUCUCCUUCUCUCUUUUUCCCCCUUUUUUUUUUCCCCCUCUUCUUUUCCUCUCUCCCCUUUAGGGAGCAGUGGUCUAGUUCUCGAGGUCUUGCCCAUAAGAGGGCAGAGAGGUUGGCUCUGUGGGGGAGAGGAGGACACAGGAGGGAGCCCACAAAAAGGGUUUCUACCCACCAGGUAACCACCCCAAAAAAACCACAGACAGAGGUGACCCCCAAAAUAACUCUUCACUUCAUCCUAUGUGUGUUACAGGUAAGCCCGAGCACCCUUUAGGGUUUGCGGACGCUGGGGGGGGCCAUCACACCCCGCCCGCCCCACCCCAAAACCAACCACCUGCCCACGGCAAGUGACGUAGAGGGAGAGACAAUAGUGGUUAAACGAGGUCAAGCUCCCCAGGAAAAGGAAAGGAGGGGGGAAAAGGGGGGGGGGGGGAGGGGAAAAAAAAAGGGGAGGAGGGGGGGGGGGGGGGAGGGGGGGGGGGGGGGAGGGAAGGAGCGGGGGAGCCCCCGGGGGGGAAAAAGGAGGGAGGGGGGAGGGUAAAAAUAAUUUAUUAUUAUUGUUUCGGGUAAACCCCACCUACUUUUCCCUCUCAUCCCCCCGCCCCCCCCCCCCAAAAACCCCCCCCCCCCCCCUUUUUUUAAAAAAUUUUUGUCCCCCCCUUUCCCAGGCAGGUUUAAGGGGGGGAAAAAGGGGGGGGCGGGGGGGAAAAAAGGGGGGGGGGGAAAAAAAAGGGGGGGCCCCCCCGGGGCCCCCCCCCCCCGGCCUUGGGGGGCCCAACCCGGCCCCCGGGGGGCCCCCCCCCCAUUGAAAAGGGCCCACGCGCCCCCCACCCCGCCCCCCCAAAACCCGCCCGGGCCCCCCCCGGGGGGGCCCCGGGACGACCCGCCCCCGGGGAAGGGGGGGGGAGGGGAAGGGAGGGGCGGGGCGGCCCCGGGGGAAAAGGAAAGGGGGGGGAAAAAAAAGGGGGGGGAAAAAGGGGGGGAAAAAAAGGGAAAAAGGGGGAAAAAAGGAGGGGGGGGAGGGGGAAAGGGGGGGAGGGGGGGAAAAAGGGGGAGAGAGAAAAAAAAAAGGGAGAUUAAAUUUUUCAAAAAUUUUAAAUUCAUUUUCUUUAUUUUUUUAAAUUUUUUACUUUUUUUAAUUUUCCCCCUUUUCCCCCCAUCAUCUUCCCUUGAUAACAGGGGUUCAUUUAACUUCUUUAAACUCCCCAUAAAAAACUCCUCCCCCUACACUUCCCCCUAACCUUUUCUAAUUUAAAAUUUCCCCAUUUUUAUUUUUCCCUUAUUUUUUUUUCUUCACUUUCUUUUUUGGUUUGUCGGGUUAGCAUUUUUUAAAUGCCCGGGGCUUUGCGGAUUUUUAAAAGGGGCCCGUUUGGAGGGGGUUAACAAAUUUUGUUUCGUACCUGGAGAACCCCCAGGGAUAAAGGUCCCCUGAACCCGGCCCUACCGGUUGGCCCCACUCGGCUUUGGGGGGGAGGGGGAAAAAUUCCCCCAAUUUUGUAACCCCCCUGUUUUUUUUUUUGUUUUCCCCCCGGAUUUAGGGUGUAUACGGGACGGGGGAGAAAAAAAAAAACCCCCUAACCCUGACCCUAACCCUGCUACCAACCCAUGGUUUGGGCCAUCGGGCCCCGGCUACCCCUAAUUACCCAACCCCCUUAACUGAUCUUUCCCUUUCCCUUGGGCUAAAAGGGAAAAAAAAAAAGGGGGGGGGGAGUUGUUUGGGGGUGGGGGGGGAGAAAAAAUUUUUAAAAAAAAUUUUUUUCUCCCACCACCCCCCCCCCACGCCCCUUUUCCCCCCCAAAAACACUCCCCCCCCCAAAAAAAAUUUCCCCCCCCAUCUCCCUUAUUUUAAACUUUAAUUUCCUUCUUUCCCUUCCUUUUUUUUCCCUUAUCUUUUUUCCCUUCAUCUCUCUUUUCCCUCUCCCCCAGGUAAAAGUGUUCGGCCUUGUGAUGACCCACGGUCAUUGAAAACCCUUGCGGUCUAAGGAGGCGGUCGCCACAGGGACUUUCGGGAAAAAGGGCCUCCCGCCCUGGACACGGGUCAGCCUAACCCCACAGUUCUAGAUUUCGGGGUUAGGGUUUUUUGUACGUAUCUUAGGGUUAGUGGAUGUUUUUUAUGUUCUGUCGGGCUGUUAGCCUGGGGGUGUUUGUAUGAUCUGUCAGGCUGUUGGGGAGUUUGAUGUACUGUCAGGUGUUAGCUGGAUUUUUUUUUAUAUUUGUCGGGCGUUAAUGGAUUUUUGUUUGGUGUUAACUGAAUAUUUUUUGUGUUAUCGUGACCUGCCAAAGAAAAAAGCCCCCAGCGCUGCAUAAGCCCUGAACCUGAACCCCGGGCCUACGGAUUCAGGGCACUACGGAUGCUGGCUGGAUAAGGAAAUUAAACCCCCCUAAUUCUGACCAACCCUCUGUUCUGCCCUUUUAACCUACCUGGAUUCAGGGUUCCAACUGGCAUGCUGGUGGGAAGGUAACAUAACCCCUAACUUGACCCCUAAACCUUUCUGCCCCUUUACCCUCCCUGGAUUCAGUUGUCCAUACCCCCCUGUGGCUGGAUAAAGGUAACUUAAAGCCCUAAUUUUGCCCUUAUCCCGCUUUUAUCCCCUGCUUCCCUAGUGGUAAAGGGGGUUCCUAUGUGUGUGGUGUUUUUGGGGGGUUGUGUGUGUUGGUGUGUUGUUUUGUGGUGUGUGGUGUGUAGAUGUCCUAAGGGGGGGAGCGUUUGUCGGUCGGUAAAGUGGGCAGUGUGAAAUGUUUCCCCCCGAGGGAGCCUUUCUUUUGACCCUACUGCGGCUGGGCUUCGUCCCGGGUUUUGCAGGAAACACACCGAAACACCAAACACACCGUGACUAAACACAGACAGAGGCCGCAGGGCCCAACACCACCCCUCAAAACGUUUAAAGUCCAAAAUGCAUUCCCUUUAACCUUUUAAUCUUCCCGUGUAUACAGGGAAAAAGUGA
This is a messenger RNA of Coregonus sp. 'balchen', 21875 nucleotides long. The record is from the annotation of a GenBank genome assembly. NCBI's taxonomy places the organism in Eukaryota, Metazoa, Chordata, Actinopteri, Salmoniformes, Salmonidae.